Sitodiplosis mosellana (orange wheat blossom midge) is the source of this 1155-nucleotide messenger RNA. Its product is annotated as zinc finger protein 1-like. The coding region runs from base 1 to 1155 and encodes 384 amino acids. Gene Ontology annotation, cellular component: nucleus. Gene Ontology annotation, molecular function: DNA-binding transcription factor activity, RNA polymerase II-specific; RNA polymerase II transcription regulatory region sequence-specific DNA binding. The record is from RefSeq and is a predicted model, not a curated record. The transcript is spliced from 3 exons. NCBI's taxonomy places the organism in Eukaryota, Metazoa, Arthropoda, Insecta, Diptera, Cecidomyiidae. Gene Ontology annotation, biological process: regulation of transcription by RNA polymerase II.
AUGGAUAUGGAUCCAGGUGAAGGUGCUUCGGAUGGUCGUGUAAAACGUGAACCAAACAACAUCGAUGUGGAAAUCAAACAAGAGCCAAACAUCAAGGAAGAACCGGCGGAUGGCAGUGAAUUCGGCUGGGUAACACGUUUGAGUGAAGGAUUUGGAACAGAUGCAACGACUGGGACAUUGAACAUUGGAUUGGUGGACAAGUUCGAAUCGGAUAUCGAUCUUGAAUUUGAUUUGAAUGGUGUAAAAGAGGAAGUGAAGUGUGAAGGAAAGAAGCCAGAUAAAGGAAAAGAUUCUUCAUUUGAUUCAGACUCGAAGGGAAAUGAAGCGAAUGCCCAAGGCGAUCAAAAUGAUGAGCCAGUGAUCGAGCCAAAAGUCAGUCGAAAAGGACUCAAUUCAAACGCCGGAAAAAGGCGUGAUGGAUCAAGAAAACAGGAUAGACGUAAGAUUCCAAGGAAUAAGGCGGCAAAGAAACGAACGGUGCACAAGUGUCAUGUGUGUGGUUAUGUUACAUCGCAUAAAAGUCAUCUCAAUGCACACAUUCGUAGUCACACAGGCGACAGGCCAUACAAAUGCGAUCAAUGUUCAAAAAGCUUCACAUUCAAAUGUAAUUUGAAUCAGCACAAGAAAGUCCAUAGCGGAGAAAAGCGAUUCGAAUGCUCUGUUUGUUUCAAAUCAUUUGCACAAAAAAACAAUUUAAAUGGUCACUUUCGAACUCACGCUGAUGAGCUUCCUCAUUCUUGUCUGAAAUGUGGUCAGCGAUUUCCACAAAAACAAUCUGAAACGGCACAUACAAGCAAAACAACCGGCGAACAUCGAUUCCAAUGUAAAAUAUGUGGAAAGAAAUUCAUCCGUAAAGAUCGCUUCAAUCAACAUUUGGCUUCCCAUCGCGAUCGAUUCCCAUUCGGAUGUAUCAAGUGUCGCCUGGCAUUCGCAAUGGAAGAGGAUAAAGUAGCACAUGAAAAUGUCAGCGGCCGUCGUCAGUAUCAAUGUUGCAUUUGCAAAGUUUUCAAGCUACAAACAGCCAAUCUACGAAGACACAUGCUAGCGCAUCACACGGGAGAGAAGCCGUUCCAGUUACUUGACCUCGAUGAAAUUCAAAAGCGAUCGCAUCGCUAUUCUGAAGGAAUCUUCUAUAUUUUGAUGUUUGCAAAUUGA